AUGCUGCUGGUGUGACGUAUAAUGUAGUGGACGGAACGCUUCUUUCAACAGCAGCAACAGUUCGUCAGCCACCUCCGUAGUUUGCUAGACAAAUAGCCGAACCAAUAAAGCUCUUUAGACGCUUUAGUGUAUAUUAGACACAGUUUUUUAAACACACUUAUGUCGUCUAGUUAGUUAUCCACUUUAAUGUGAUAUUUGCGGCGUUGUUAUUAGUCAGCUAGUGGGCUUGGUUAAGUUAGCAUUAGCCUAGCUAGCUAAUAUCUCUGACCAUGAGUUCACUAAGCUUCUCUCCUCCUGCUAAAGAAGAGGCGGUCUGCUGGACGGAGAAAGAAGCUCUGGUAAAAGAGGAAGAAGAAGCUGUUACAGUAAAAAUAGAAGUAGAGGGUGAAGCUGUUAUAGUGAAAGAAGAAGACGCGUUCAGAGUGAAAGAGGAGGUGGAUGUUACAGUUAAUAAAGAAGAGGAGGUGGAAGAGAAAGAGGCUGCAGUUUAUGGAGUGAAAGAGGAGGAGGGGGAGAUGACUGUUACAUCGAAAAAGGGGGAGGAGGAAACUGGAUAUCUGGGCCCCGUUUCCCAAAGUUAUCUUAAGGCGUCUAGGCAUGGUUCUACAGAUGAAGUUAGCCGUGAAAAGCUUUUGGGAAACCGGGGCCUGAAAAAUACUAGAGAAGGAUGUGACUAUCGGGGAUCCUCUGGGGAGCCUCAACAACAGCAUGAUGCUGACGAGGCAGAGAAGAGUCUCUCCACAUCAGAACACCUCAAACACCAGCGGAGACCCACAGGAAAGAAACCUCACCGCUGCUCUGACUGUGGGAAGAGAUUCCCCUCUUCAGCUGACCUUAAAAGACAUCUGAGAAUCCACACAGGAGAGAAACCUAAUAGUUGUGAUCAAUGUGGGAAGAGUUUUAGUGUUACAAGCAGCCUGAAAGCACACCAGAGAACACACACAGGAGAGAAACCUUACAGCUGUUAUCAGUGUGGGAAAUGUUUUACCUCAUCUAGCCACCUGACCAUACACCAGAAAACACACACAGGAGAGAAGCCUUAUAGCUGUGAUCAAUGUGGGAAGAGUUUUGUUACAUCUAGCUGUCUGACCAUACACCAGAGAAUACACACUGGUGAGAAACCUUACCACUGCUCUCACUGUGGAAAGAGUUUUGUUAUCUCAGGAAAUUUAACAUCACACCAGAGAACACACACAGGAGAGAAGCCUUAUAGCUGUAAUCAAUGUGGGAAGAAUUUUUCUCACUCAGGCAACCUGAUAGCACACCUGAGAAUACACACUGGAGAGAAACCUCAUUGCUGCUCUGACUGUGGGCAGAGAUUCAUCUUUUUAGCAGAUCUUAAAAUACAUCAGAGAAUCCACACAGGAGAAAAACCUUACCACUGCUCGGACUGUGGAAAGAGUUUUGUUUCAUCAAAACAUUUAAAAUCACACCAGAGAACACACACAGGAGAGAAGCCUUAUAGCUGUGAUCAAUGUGGGAAGAGAUAUGGAACAUCUAGCAGCCUGAAAACACACCAGAGGGGACACACAGGAGAGAAACCUUAUAGCUGUGAUCAAUGUGGGAAGAGUUUUGUUACAUCUAGCAGUCUGACUAUGCACCAGCGGACACACACAGGAGAGAAACCUCAUAGCUGUGAUCAAUGUGACAAGAGAUACUCUGAUAAAAGAUCUCUGAUUAAACAUCAGAAAAUACAUAGUUGA
Molecule: messenger RNA, 1703 nt
Organism: Oncorhynchus nerka (sockeye salmon)
Lineage: Eukaryota; Metazoa; Chordata; Actinopteri; Salmoniformes; Salmonidae
Product: zinc finger protein 501-like
Exons: 2
Coding region: 270-1703 (477 amino acids)
Biological process (GO): regulation of transcription by RNA polymerase II
Cellular component (GO): nucleus
Molecular function (GO): DNA-binding transcription factor activity, RNA polymerase II-specific; RNA polymerase II cis-regulatory region sequence-specific DNA binding
Source: RefSeq, a predicted model, not a curated record